This is a messenger RNA of Osmerus eperlanus (European smelt), 3151 nucleotides long. RefSeq names its product cyclic nucleotide gated channel subunit alpha 2b (gene cnga2b). Gene Ontology annotation, cellular component: plasma membrane; intracellular cyclic nucleotide activated cation channel complex. Gene Ontology annotation, molecular function: cGMP binding; protein-containing complex binding; intracellularly cAMP-activated cation channel activity. The record is from RefSeq and is a predicted model, not a curated record. Lineage: Eukaryota; Metazoa; Chordata; Actinopteri; Osmeriformes; Osmeridae. Gene Ontology annotation, biological process: monoatomic cation transmembrane transport. Bases 125 to 2203 code for a protein of 692 amino acids. The transcript has 7 exons.
CGCAGAUUCAACCACUCUGCAAGGAAUUAGUUGUACUGGAAAGGAACCCUGGAUUAAUUUGUGACAUGACAAGGACCUUGCUGGACUGACUGGAGUGGAGCGCCUUAAGAACUAGCUGCUGAAGAUGACGGGGCAGGUAGCCAACAGAGACGUGUCUCCUCAUCGCCUCUCGGUGAAGACCACGGUGGAGGAGGAGAGCGAGAGAGCAGACAGCACUCUCAGCAGGGUGCCGUCAGCGUGCGAUGACACGUCGUCAGAGCUGCAGAGAGUGGCGGCGCUAGACCCUCAGGGGGGGAACUCCAGGAACUCCUUCAGAGGUCAGGGGGCACUCUCUAGACUGGUGACCCUGGUAGUUACUCUGAGGGAGUGGGCCCAUAGGAGUCUUCAGGAGGAGGAGCAACGCCCAGACUCCUUCUUGGAGCGUUUCAGGGGCCCUGAUGUGAGGACCGCUCCGAGUCGCCUCAGCAACACCCAGCUCGACGCCAACGGCAACCAGACCAAAAAAAGCUUAUGGAAAAAGUGGGAUGUGUUUGUGGUGGCCCCUUCAGAUGAUUUCUACUAUCGUUGGCUGUUCUUCAUCGCCAUGGCAGUGCUCUAUAACUGGGUCUUAGUGGUGGCAAGGGCAUGUUUUGACCAGUUGCAAACUGAAAAUUAUAUUGGCUGGUUGGUGUUGGACUAUAUCUUUGAUGCUGUAUACAUCCUGGACACCUUUAUUCGACUUCGUACAGGGUUCCUGGAACAAGGUUUGCUGGUGAAGGACCUCUCCAAGCUCAAAGACAACUAUGUCCGCACCUUCCAGUUCAAGAUGGAUGUGGUCUCCAUCCUACCCACCGACCUGGCCUACAUCGUCACGGGAAUCCACACCCCACAGCUCAGACUCAACCGUCUGCUGCGGUUUUCGCGGAUGUUCGAGUUCUUCGACCGCACCGAGACGCGCACCAACUACCCCAACAUCUUCCGCAUCUGCAACCUGGUCCUCUACAUCCUGAUCAUCAUCCACUGGAACGCCUGCAUCUACUUUGCCAUCUCCAAGUCCCUAGGGCUCGGCUCUGAUACCUGGGUCUACCCCAACAUGUCCAGGCCUGAGUUCAAUAGCUUGACCCGGGGUUACGUCUACUGCCUGUACUGGUCCACUCUCACCCUCACCACCAUCGGGGAGAUGCCCCCACCUGUGCGAGAUGAGGAGUUCCUGUUUGUGGUAUUUGACUUCCUGGUUGGGGUGCUCAUCUUCGCCACCAUUGUGGGAAACGUGGGCUCCAUGAUAGCCAACAUGAACGCAACUCGCGCAGAGUUCCAGGCCCGCAUCGACGCCAUCAAACAUUACAUGCACUUCCGCAGGGUCAACAAGGAACUGGAGACACGAGUCAUCAAGUGGUUCGACUACCUCUGGACAAACAAGAAGGCAGUGGACGAACAGGAGGUUUUAAAAAACCUGCCCAACAAACUCAGGGCCGAGAUCGCCAUCAACGUUCACCUGGCGACCCUCAAGAAGGUUCGCAUCUUCCAGGACUGCGAGGCUGGAUUACUGGUGGAGCUGGUGCUGAAACUGCGCCCCCAGGUGUACAGCCCGGGGGACUACAUCUGCCGUAAGGGCGACAUCGGGAAAGAGAUGUACAUCAUCAAAGAGGGGAAGCUGGCUGUGGUGGCGGACGACGGGGUCACACAGUACGCCCUCCUAACAGCCGGCAGCUGCUUCGGGGAGAUCAGCAUCCUCAACAUUCAGGGCAGCAAAAUGGGCAACCGGCGGACAGCUAACAUCCGCAGCAUCGGCUACUCAGACCUCUUCUGCCUCUCCAAGGACGACCUGAUGGAGGCGGUGAUCGAGUACCCGGACGCCAAGAAGGUGCUGGAGGCGAGGGGCAGGGAGAUCCUGACCAGCCAGGGCCUGUUGGAUGAGAGCGCUCAACAGGCGCCGGUGGGGGAGGACACGGAGGAGAAGGUGGAGAGGCUGGAGUCUUCGCUGGACACCCUCCAGACACGCUUCUCCCGGCUGCUCAGUGAGUACACGGCCACGCAGCAGCGACUGAAGCAGCGUAUCACCGUCAUGGAGCGCCAGUUCUGCCACACGGGCUGUGCCGGUGUCUCAGACACAGAGACGGAGCCAGACGCCAAGGCGGGCACGGACACGGACAGCCUGACGGCUCCCGGUGCCGACGAGAACAGGAAACAGGAAGUGCUCACCAAGACCAACGAUCACAGCUGAAAGCCGCCUCAGUCGAGAGGACUUAAGGUCGAGUUUGGGCUGCUGUUAUGAUUGUAGGCUGAAACACUGUACUUUGAGACAUGUAAGAGUAUGUCUACGGGUCUAUGGUGUAGACAUUUACCUGAAAUAAUCCCUUCACACGACAUAAAUACCUUUCAUCGUGAAGUUCUUCACAUGAAGGGUGGGAACCCUGAUGUUAUUUUGCUCCAACCUUCUACAACUAUAAUUAGGACUACUGACACAGCAUUUUUUUAGAUGUUAAUUGAAUGUUUGUUUAGAACGCAUAAGAGGUACGGAGUACCAAGGUCUCUGGCACCUUCGCAAAUAUCAGAUCUCCCUGGAAGAAGAUAAAUAGGGAGGUUUAUGUUUAGCGAACAAACAAACACACACAAAAAGUAAUGUGCAAUUAUUUUCGAGUAUCCCUAACCGCAAAGGUUUUCAACAAGAGUGUCGGUGACAGCCUCGCUGCUAUGACUCAUUGGAGAUUCUAACCAUAAACUCCUUCAAUUUAGUAGUUCAAUCAGUGACGAUUCGGGGAGAAAUAAUAUAUACAUUGUUACUGUUGUACAAUUGUAAACGUUAAUUAAUCGGGCAGUAGAGCUAAUUAUUUAAAUCUGAAUAGUUCUAAUAUGGAGAACUUGCACACUUUAUGAAAACAUUUAAGUAAACAGGUGCACGGUCAACCGAACGAUUUGGAGAGCGGUCGUUCUAUCAGUGUUGAGUAUUCCCACGUCCUCUGUUAUUUACUUUAAAAUAUUAUAAGCAGUCGUUAAAAGCCCACGUGGCUUCAGAACUGUACUCCCUGUGAUUGCAACCUCUUAUGACCUCAAUCUAGUCCAUAGUCGAGUCCAUUCAUGCAGUAGACAUUUAUGUUUUACUGGUCCCGCACAACAUGACUGAUCGUCCGGAAUGGAAAACCUUACAUCUAAUAAAACCCACUUGAGAACA